This is a messenger RNA of Moneuplotes crassus, 2382 nucleotides long. NCBI's taxonomy places the organism in Eukaryota, Ciliophora, Spirotrichea, Euplotida, Euplotidae. The record is from the annotation of a GenBank genome assembly.
AUGGAAAAUAUAGGAGUCUUAGCUAACGCCCGGUUUAAAACAAAGAAAGAUCUGAAGAGCUCCAAAAGACAUCAUAAAGCACCAGAAAUCAAAACUUUCAAUAAUAGCCGACAGGAAUAUUCUGAUAAGGCAUCUAAAGCGGAUUUCAAGUCUAACUGCAGGUUUAUGGGUGUCCAGAAAGUAAAGACUAAGAAGAAGAGGACUACUAAAAGUAAUGGGCAGAAGGAAUUAAGCAAUGUCUCUCCCGUUAGCAGUUUUAAGAUCACCGCUAGUAAGCUUAGAGCACAAAGUAAUAACCAAAGAGAGGCAAGGGUCGAAGGCUACUGCAAGAGAGCGAGCAUUAGAUCCAAAGCAGGCUCUACUUCGAAUUACUCGAAUAAUGAUUCUUCAAAGGCUUCUUCAUUCAAAAUUCUGAAUAAGAGCAUUCAAAGGAACAAGACGAAGGAAAAGUUGAGCAUAUCUGGCUCAGUCAAGGCUGGAAGGCAAACAAAUGGAUAUAUUUCCUCUAAGAAAAGACUCAAAAUUAAGAAAGGGAAGAUCUGUAAAGAAAAGGAAAAUAUGAGCCAAAAGAUAAACAUUCAUAAUGAACGAGUCAAUGCAGUCAAGUCAUUGAUCAAAUUCAAUAAGAAGAAUGAAAAGUCAGUUGACCUGGCUGGUUCGAAGAAUAAUACCAGCGGUAAUCAGGAAUUUAUAAGCCCGAAUGGAGAGACAGGGAAUAUCAAGAACAUGAUAAAGCUGCAUCUCCCCACUGAGAAGAAGGAUAUGAUGAUGUAUAAGCAGAGUAAAUAAGUUGCAACGGAAUUUUAAUAAAUUACAAGUAGUCUAUAACGUGUCGAAAGAAAGCACCAAUGAUCAGACAUAUAAUAAGUCCAGGGCUAAUUCUAAUGAGGUCAAGAAGAACCACAUAAUGCCAUACCAGAUCUUUAAGGGAUCUAAGAACAGCUCAGUCGUGAAUAAUGGCAGCAAAGGAAGUUCACUCAAUAGGAAACAGAUUAAGCUCAAGACCUCCCAUAAGUCUGGGAAUAAGAGCAAUAGGAACUGUAUCAAAAAUAAAAAGAUUAGCCAGGUGAAUCUUCCUGCAAGAGGGAAAUCUGAGGAACAAAAAUUCGACGAGUUUCUAAUAAAUGAACGAGGGUCUAAAGACAGGACCGGUAUCAGCCAAGAUGAAAUUGAAGAUUUAAUCAGACAGAACAAGUCUCAUUUUAAGAAGACUGGAAAGAUACAUACAACUACUCUUGAGUAUUAUUCUUAUGUCAAAGUUAUUGGAAAAGGAGCUUUUGGAAUCGCCACUCUAGCUAUCCACAAGCUCACUGGGAAAUAUGUCGCCAUAAAGACGAUCAAGAAGAGUUACAUCGUUGAUGAGUAUACUAAGAAGAAGGUCUUUCAAGAAAUCUUCAUCUUGAAGAAGAUUAGGCACUGUAAAGUUAUCCGACUUCUUGAAGUCUUUGAGACCAAGAAGCAUAUCCUCCUUGUUAUGGAGUAUGCAAGUGGAGGAGAUUUGCUACAUUUCGUUAGAAAUGUAGGAAAACUUCCUGAGUAUGACACUAAGCACAUCUUCAGACAAGUCCUGUAUGGCCUUGCUCAUUGCCAUUGAAGAUCAGUGAUGCAUAGAGACAUCAAACUAGAUAAUAUCUUACUUGACAGUAAAAGUAAUAUCAAGUUGUGAGAUUUUGGCAUUGCUAAAAUUAUCGGCAGAGGAGUCAAAGUCCGAGAGCAAUGUGGAACUCCUGCCUAUCUUGCCCCAGAAAUUAUGAAUGAGGAUGGAUAUGAAGCAUUUUAUCCUGACUUUUGGGGAUUAGGAGUUCUUCUGUAUGCUAUGCUAUUCGGGUGUGUGCCUUUUAAAGCUAAUAAUAUGGAUGACUUGCAUCAAUUGAUCCAAAAAGGAGAAAUUACCUUCCCUGAUGACGCCAGUCCUGAAGCCAUUGAGUUAAUAAAAGGACUCAUUGUUGUAGAUCCGAAGAAAAGAUUGUCUAUUCCCCAAAUUCUGGAUAGUCCAUGGCUCAAAGAGAUCUCUGAAGACUCUGAAGAUUCAGAAGAUGAGAAUAAGGAAGAAGCAGUUGAAGAGAAUAAUCCUUCUACUAAAAAUAAUGAUGACGAGGGUGAGCUUAUCAAAGAAAUAGGAGCCAAUAUUAACUAUGUUAACGUUGACAAUUUAUUCUUUGAUCAAAACUAUUCGACUAAGUUAUCAUAUACAGAUUACUGAAGUAUCACCGAAGACUAUUACACCCAUCACAUAAAUGAGAGUGCGUUAAAGCAGGUAACAAGGAUGGGUUACCCAAGAGAAUUCAUUCUAAACUGAAUAAAUUAUGGAGAGCUGAACCAUGCCACAGCCUCAUACUACCUCCUUGUAAUGGAUUAAUUGUAAGAACCUUUAAAAAUAAA